AUGGCCUCUAAACGCCUCAUCUUCGUAACAGGCAACGCGAACAAGCUUAAGGAAGUUCGCGCCAUCCUUGCUCAGUCAGGCGUAGAGAUCGAUUCCCAGGAACUCGACAUCCCCGAAGUACAAGGCAGUACUCAGGAAGUUGCUAUCGCCAAAUGCAAACGCGCAGCUGAACUGCUUGGCGGACCGUGCAUCACCGAAGACACUGCGCUGUGCUUCGAGGCACUUAAUGGACUGCCAGGGCCAUACAUCAAGUACUUCAUGAAGGAGAUCGGACAUGACGGAGGCCUGAACAAGCUGCUCGUCGGAUUCCCAACCACCAACGCAUGGGCUGUCUGCACCUUCGCAUACAGCGCUGGACCAGGAACGGAGCCCAUCCUGUUCGAAGGUCGGACAGACGGCCGCAUCGUUCCUGCAAGGGGCGAAAAGAAGUUCGGUUGGGACCCAGUCUUUGAGCCAUCGAGUUUUGAUCAGACGUAUGCUGAGAUGAGCGCUGUGGUGAAGAACAAAAUCUCCCACCGAUAUCGAGCCCUAGUGAAACUACAGGAGUACCUUCGCACUCUGGAUGCUUGA
Molecule: messenger RNA, 570 nt
Organism: Fomitopsis serialis
Lineage: Eukaryota; Fungi; Basidiomycota; Agaricomycetes; Polyporales; Fomitopsidaceae
Product: inosine triphosphate pyrophosphatase-like protein
Exons: 5
Coding region: 1-570 (189 amino acids)
Biological process (GO): nucleoside triphosphate catabolic process
Cellular component (GO): cytoplasm
Molecular function (GO): nucleoside triphosphate diphosphatase activity
Source: RefSeq, a predicted model, not a curated record